This is a messenger RNA of Eurytemora carolleeae, 2768 nucleotides long. RefSeq lists its product as uncharacterized. The record is from RefSeq and is a predicted model, not a curated record. Bases 137 to 1225 code for a protein of 362 amino acids. Lineage: Eukaryota; Metazoa; Arthropoda; Copepoda; Calanoida; Temoridae. The transcript has 2 exons.
UGCCGGGCCCUUAGUUUACCUCCCCUGAGUACUGUCCCUGUCAGCUGCCUUGCUGCUGUCGGUUCUCUCGCCUAUACAGUCUUCCUACAGUUUUCUACAACUACACAGCUUCUCUAACCACCUCUCCAAGUUAAGUAUGCCCAGCAAGAAAAAACCUCCUACCAUAAUUACCGGACCACAAUUCAACGGUACAACUGCCUUGGACGAAGAAGACUUUACAGUCCUAGCAGUUGAAGGUUUCGGAGAACAAGCUGAAACUAUUUUAGCUGACAUAAACUGGUCUGAAGAAAUAGUCUGUCUAACUGGUCUAAGAUUAUCUCCAGACAACAGCAGAGUUUCUAACAGCGCAGUUUUCCUGCUAGGCUCUAUCUUCGCAGACAAACGAGUGAAUAUAACUAAACUAUGGAACCUAGACUCCCAAACCCAUCUUUCUCUAACAGUCUCUAAUGCCAGCAUCUUCAACUUCCCUAAGGGGGCCCUUUUCUCCGACUAUGUAGACUCCUCAGCUGUAGCCUUCAAAGUGUCCCAGCACGGCUCUGAACUAAACCAGUCCACCCUAGCAAGCUUGAAUUUCCAAGGUUUUAGUCUCAGAGCUCACCUAGCCCCUGUCAGCGCUACUAAUAUCAAACUCUGGAUCUCCCUGCUGCCUCUACCUAAGCUCACACUUCUAGAGACUCACCCGCUUGCCUCUAACCCAAGUUUCCCUGGCUUCAAAGUUCUGGAAGGCGACAUCCCUCUAGCCCCCCUCAGCUCAGGCCCCCCCCUUUCCAAAGACUGGGGCUGCCCCAUCACACCAGCAAUCAUUCUUGGCUCUGAUUUAGACCCUGAUGCUGUUCUCCCCUCCAACCAAGCUCUUAUUACCGCCCUAGCCGCAAUGCUCAGGAAACCAGUCAGACCAGAGCUUCACGCUAACGGUUCCAAACUUGCCCCUCGCCUAGAAGAAAUCCUAGAACACGGUUCUUCAGUGCUGAAAUCUCUAACCCCUGAUCACCUAUGGCCUUUACCAGGCAACACCAGUCUAGUGGCUAGUUCCUCCACAGGUAGUUCACUGUUACUUCUACCUCUUUUAUCUCUCAGGCUUGCUUACUUCCUCUCUUACAGUAAACUCUUCAACCUCUUUGUUUUAAACUUAAUUUAUUCUUUGUGGUUUAAAUUCUCUGCAAGUAAACCUAACUCAACUUCCUUUUAUGAUUUAGUUUCACUCUUCCUUAAGCUGUUGAUUUAAUGUACAAACUUAAACUCUUUUUGCCUAUCUAUGUUUAUGAGUGUUUCAACUCCUCAACUUUCUGGCUUGUUUACUUUUUAAGCUACAAACUUGAUUUAAAGCUCACUAAACUUGAGUUACUCACCUCCAAAAACUUGAUGUAUAAGUUUUUACAGUGACCAACUAAACAUGCCUUUUUCUUUCCAGCUACUAUUCAUUUAUAAGCACACACACAACCUUCAAGCUUGACUUAUAAGCUCGCCUACUUUCCCUAAAGCUUGAUUUAUAAGCUUACUAAACUUGAUUUAUAAGUUUACAGUAACUUUAAUUAUAUUCUAGCCUACCUGGCAAUUGUCAACUUUAGACUGUUUAUUUAUUUACAAAACUUGAUUUAUAAAUUCCCAAACUUGUUUUAAAAUUUUAGUUACAAUUCCUGAACUUCUUGUUUGUUUCUUUUUCAGCUACAAACUUGAUUUAAAAGCUCACUAAACUUGAGUUACACACCUCCAAAACUUGAUUUAUAAGUUUUUACAGUGACCAACUAAACAUGCCAUUCCUUUCCAGCUACUAUUCAUUUCUUUGCUUGAUUUAUAAGCACACACACAACCUUCAAGCUUGACUUAUAAGCUUGCCUACUUUCCCUAAAGCUUGAUUUAUAAGCUUCCUAAACUUGAUUUAUUAGUUUACAGUAACCUUUAAUUCUAUGCUAGCCUAUCUGGCAAUUGGAAACUUGUUCUAUCUCUUAGAUUACAAAACUAGACUUAGUUUGUAUUUCUUAAAUUAAAAUCAAGACUUAAACUGUACCUCUAAAAUGAAAAAGCUUGACUUAAACUAGUGUCUUAACUUAUUAAACAUGAUUUAUAAUCUAACAUAGAUUAAAACUUGAUUAUAAAUACUCAUUAAAAUCCUUCCUUAUUCAAAGUUAUAAUUAACAACCUAACACUUCAGUUCUUAGCAAAACUUGAAAUUUAAGCUAGGAAACAAUUUGAACGAAAUUUACGGUUUAAUUAUUACAAAAAAUUUAACCUACAAUUUACAAUACAUUAUAAGCUUGCUUCACUUUAAUCAUGCUUCCAUUAGUUUCUAUCCAACCAUUAAUUUGUUUCUCUUAAAGUGAAACGUUACCAACCAAGACCAACUCUAGGCGUGACCAAAUAUGGCCCCAAGGGACUCUUCACUAAGGAUUCAUUCACCGGAAACCUAUCAGUGCACUGGAAAGAGUACUUGGCAACAAUCGCAAAUUACUCUUUAUCAAAGAAGACCUGGAGUGCAUACAAAACAGCAGGGAAUCUUCUCAUACAAUGUCAAACUGAAACCAAAACACCAAUGACUUUACCCCUGAAUGAUGACAAAGUCCUAAUCUUUGUAGCCUGGCUAUUAUCCCGCGGUCUACAUUCCCGAACCAUCAGCACCUAUUUAUCGGGCUUACGCCAGGUACACCUUGCUUUUGGUUUGGUGUUUUUGCCAUUCCUCCCUCCAAUGAAUCAUCAGCUGUUUAGUUUUAAACCAUCAACGGAACCUCUUUAAUACUGUUAUACACAAAUGAAAAUAAUGCAAAACUAGA